AGCAAAUCUCCAAAUCGAGACAUGAUCGCCUCGAUGCCCUCGAUCUUGUACUCGAUCCCGCGGCUUUCAAUUCGUCGAGCUGGCGGGGCGCGCGCCGGAGGCCCAUGGCGGCCAAGCGAAAGUGGCCAGCAGGCGGCCAUCAUGAGGCUUCGAGGCGCAUCCGUGGAAAGAUGCGAGACCCGCACCAAAAGGACGGGCCGGAGCCACACAUAGUACGGCAGCCCAUACCAGCACUACUCGCCAUGCAGCGGCGCAUACGGCGAAAGAUGCCGGAUCCGUUGCGCCAGGCACCAGCCACCGAAACGCGGCUCCGGCGGUGCCGGCGAAAGAUGCCGGAACUUUGGGAGGUGGAGCACAGGGAGUUAGCAGAGCAUGACCAGCCACUUGCGCCAUCUUCUGCACCCGCAGCGGGGCUCUUCGUUCGGGCGGCCAGCGCCAUGACCCCGAGCAUGUCGGGACCUAUGCCCUGCAGACAGGAGCAGCAGAGCCAGUUGUUUGCACACUUGUGCUCGGCCAUCCGCACGAAGGGCUCCAAGAAGGUGCUCUACGUCUCUGGGAUGCCAGGCACCGGGAAGACGGCCUCCGUCCUGCACAGCAUCCGCGCGCUGGCUCAACAGCACGACCUGCGGAGGAAGUUCAUCUUCCUGCAUGUGAAUGCCAUGUGUUUGGGAAAGCCGCAGGCAGUGUAUGGCGAGAUUUGGCGCCAGCUCAAGCACGCAGGCUUGGUCGCUCGGAGCCGCUUCGUGUCCUCCUGCGCGGCACCACGCGAGGUUGAGAGCUUCUUCUUGCACCGCAAGAGGGAUGAUCCGGU
Molecule: messenger RNA, 811 nt
Organism: Durusdinium trenchii
Lineage: Eukaryota; Dinophyceae; Suessiales; Symbiodiniaceae
Source: the annotation of a GenBank genome assembly